This is a messenger RNA of Lingula anatina, 2043 nucleotides long. RefSeq names its product ras-related protein Rab-14. The record is from RefSeq and is a predicted model, not a curated record. Gene Ontology annotation, molecular function: GTPase activity; GTP binding. NCBI's taxonomy places the organism in Eukaryota, Metazoa, Brachiopoda, Lingulata, Lingulida, Lingulidae. Gene Ontology annotation, cellular component: recycling endosome; trans-Golgi network; phagocytic vesicle. Gene Ontology annotation, biological process: Golgi to endosome transport; defense response to bacterium; endocytic recycling.
ACCGAUCGCUUUGAUAAUCACAGGAGACCUAUAUCAAACAUGUACCUGCACUGUCAUGUGCUCUUUAAAGCCCCAAAGUUGUUGUUUCAUUUAUUUUCAUUGUUGAAUGAUAGAACUGUCAUGUGACGUGAUCGGUGAGUCAAGACAAGUAAGAUACUCAGCUGACGUCUUUGUGGAAGAUUCAUAUAUAUUGACUGAGUACCACUGUUCACCAUGGCUGCGGGGCCAUAUAACUAUUCCUAUAUAUUUAAGUACAUCAUCAUAGGUGACAUGGGAGUUGGCAAAUCAUGUCUGCUCCACCAGUUUACAGAAAAGAAAUUUAUGGCAGACUGCCCACACACUAUAGGAGUAGAAUUUGGCACUAGGAUAAUAGAAGUCUCCGGACAAAAAAUCAAACUUCAAAUCUGGGACACAGCGGGACAGGAACGGUUUCGUGCAGUGACAAGGAGUUACUAUAGAGGAGCAGCAGGUGCCCUCAUGGUAUACGAUAUAACAAGGCGCAGUACAUAUAAUCAUUUAAGUAGCUGGCUAACAGAUGCUAGAAAUUUAACUAAUCCAAAUACAGUGAUAUUUUUGAUUGGAAAUAAAUCAGAUUUAGAAGCACAGCGAGAUGUGACGUAUGAGGAAGCAAAACAGUUUGCUGAUGAAAAUGGUUUAAUGUUUUUAGAAUGUAGUGCAAAAACAGGUGAAAAUGUAGAAGAGGCAUUUUUAGAUACAGCAAGAAAAAUAUAUCAAAAUAUUCAAGAUGGCAGUUUGGAUUUGAAUGCAGCAGAGUCGGGAGUUCAACACAAACCUUCGGCACCUCGCAAUGCAAUUAACACAGAUCAGCCAGCCAAUAAAGAGGGAUGUGCCUGCUAGCUAUAUAUAUACCACAAAUUAACCAUGGACAGACAACUAAAACUGGAAGCCUCUGUAGAUAGAACCGAGCACAUUUCCUGGGGGAGUGUGGCCCAGAGUGAUAUUCAUGAGAAAAUCAUGUGCAGUUGAGACAGAGGAUGAUGAAAAAACUGGGAAGCAUUGUGCAAAUGCCCUCUAUUUGAGGGAGAAAUAAUAUAAAUAUAUAUACAUUGCUGUAUGAGGCACACUGGAUCAGUGAAUUUUGGGAGGGAACAAGUGUCGGAAAUAAGGAUAUAUUGUCAUUUUUGAGAAGGGCCAACUGCAUUUGGUCAUUUUUGAGAAAUGACAACUGAAAAUGCAGAGGUCACACUCUUACUAACCAUUAAUAAUGAGGGAAUGAUUGAGUGCGGUAAAAGUAUGGAAUCACUGCUUCGGGGACCAGAGAAUUAGUGGGUGCCUGGAGAAUUAGUGGGUGUGCGAGUCCACAUGUGCAUGGAACAUUAGGGGAAAGGGGAGCAGGGAUGGGGGCUGUUUACGCACUUUUUGCUUCAGAAAUAUAAUGUUUACUGUUACAGACACCACCAUGAUCAAUGUUAAAUGAUACAGAAACUGGAUGAUAUAACUCUGUAGUUGAAAUGUGACAGGAACUGUCCACCAAAGACUGAAAUUUGGAUCUCUCUUUGAGUGAUGCUGUUCAGCUCGAUAAAGAUGCACAUGGAAAAUAGUAAAACCUGUUAUAAUCAUAUCCAUCUCUUAAUUUCUGGGCUCACAACAACAGUAUUUCUUUUCUUUCAUUGGUUAAACAUGUAUUUGUUUUAUUAAAUAUUUUACAUUGUCAUGGUUUUGGUUCAAACCUUUGAUUUUGCGAAUGUUUUUGGCAAUUUGACUAAAACGGGAAUAUUGUUUGUGAACCCCACCUCUGUAUAUGAGACAGUGCAAUUACUGUGGUGCAAGCAAUGGUUAAAGGUUGUCCCAAAAUUCUUUUUAAGAUGUUUUGAUGAAUGCAGUGGCCUGAAUUACAUAUAAAAACAAAUCCGCCCCAUUAUUCUUUGCAUGGCACAAAGGGACACAAAAGGCUGACAAGCCAGGGAUUGGAUAAGAGUGGGAUGUGAAAUUGCUUUCACAGCUUAUAAGCUGUAUCUCUUUGUUCAGGUUUUUUCUCUUGAUUACAAUACUAGUUUGGCACAAUGUAGCAGUCUUAGCACU